This is a messenger RNA of Drosophila busckii, 1634 nucleotides long. RefSeq names its product UDP-glucuronosyltransferase 2B20-like. Bases 15 to 1622 code for a protein of 535 amino acids. The transcript is spliced from 2 exons. NCBI's taxonomy places the organism in Eukaryota, Metazoa, Arthropoda, Insecta, Diptera, Drosophilidae. The record is from RefSeq and is a predicted model, not a curated record. Gene Ontology annotation, molecular function: UDP-glycosyltransferase activity.
CUCAUUCAUUCAACAUGGCAACGCAAGCCAAUAGCAUUAUAUUAUCGGUUGUAAUCAUUGCUGCUUUGUUGAGCGUCGUGCAGGGCGCCAACAUUUUAGCAGUGAUGACUACGCUCAGCUCUUCGCAUUUGAUUGUGCAGAUGUCCAUGAUCAAAGUGCUGGCUGAGCGUGGACACAAUGUUACAGCUGUAACGACGCUGAAGCCAAAAGUUAAUCACAAGAAUAUAAAUCUCAUAUACUUGCCACUCAGCGAGCAGGAUGAAGAGAGUUGGAAUACCAGCAUUGCUGAUGUAUCAAGCAAAGAAGAUAAUAACAACAUUAUUAAAUUUCUAUUUCGCAUGCUAUCGCAAAUGAAGUUUGUGUUCAACAGACAUCGCGAUGUUAUGAAAGAUCCGCGAGUUAUAGAUCUCUACGAGAAUCCAGACAAUCACUUUGAUCUCGUCAUCAUUGGUUACUUUUUGAAUAAUUUUCAAAUGGGCAUAGCGCACAAGCUCAAAGUUCCAGUCAUCAUAGCCACAGCUAUGUUUCAAUGGGAAAUAUUUGACAGCAUUACCGGAAAUCCAACAGCUUAUUCCUAUGUGCCACCAAUAGGAUCAUUUAUAACAGAGCGUAUCAGCAUGAGCUUAUUCCAAAGAUUAAUAGUGCGCAUUAAAGCUGUGUUUAUUAAAUUAUUUGCCUUGCUAAUAGAAAUGGAUAUGAAGAAGUUGUACAAUGAGCUCUAUGGCAAUGAUGCCGACAUGCCAGCCUACGAAGAACUGAACAAGAAUGUAUCGCUUGUGUUAUUCAACUCUUAUACCAUAAGUGAAGGUCCCAUUAGAGCCAAUGUGCCUGGAGUAAUCGAAGUUGGUGGCAUACAAGUUAAGGAAACACCAGAUCCAAUACCUAAAAACUUAGCAGACUUUCUGGACAAUGCGCAGAAUGGAGCUAUACUCUUAAGCUUAGGUACGAAUGUGCAUGGAGCUAACUUAAAACCCGAAAUAGUUCAAAUGAUGUUCAAUGUGCUGUCCAAGCUAAAGCAACGUGUAAUCUGGAAAUGGGAAGAUCUGAGCAAUACUCCAGGACAGGCUGAUAAUAUACUUUAUUUCAAAUGGCUGCCACAGGAUGACAUAUUAGCUCAUCCGAACAUCAAACUAUUUAUUACUCAUGCUGGUCGGGGUGGUAUAACUGAAGCCACUUAUCAUGGCAAACCCAUGUUCGCGCUGCCUGUCUUUGCAGAUCAACCCGCAAAUGCGGAGAAAAUGGUUAAAGAUGGUUUUGGACUUAGCGAGAGUCUGCUUACUUUAGAGGAGAAACCCUUCCGAGAAGGUCUUUCGGAAGUUCUUAAUAAUCCUAUUUAUACGCAACGCGUUAAAGAGUUCUCUGUGCUCUUCCGCGAUCGUCCUUUGUCUGCUCGUCAAACUGUUGUCUAUUGGACCGAAUAUGUCAUGCGUCAUCAUGGAGCAGCUCAUCUGCAAAGUCCGUUGCGGCAUAUGAGCUAUAUAAGUGCCAACAAUUUGGAUGUCAAUGCUAUUUUAAUCAUCUCUUUCAUUAUACUAAUUUUAAUAGGCAAAUUUGUUCUUAAACUUAUUUGCAGAAAAGUUUGUAGUAAAGCUACAAAUACUGCAAAGUUGAAAACCAAAUAAAAUUAGUAGUUU